Molecule: messenger RNA, 1870 nt
Organism: Boleophthalmus pectinirostris (great blue-spotted mudskipper)
Lineage: Eukaryota; Metazoa; Chordata; Actinopteri; Gobiiformes; Gobiidae
Product: elongation factor 1-alpha
Exons: 7
Coding region: 166-1551 (461 amino acids)
Biological process (GO): translational elongation; translation
Molecular function (GO): GTPase activity; translation elongation factor activity; GTP binding
Source: RefSeq, a predicted model, not a curated record
GUCUGAUUUGCCGGAUUACGCGCAGGCGGGCAGUCGGUGCGCAGCAGACCGCCUCCUUUGCACUAUAAAACCUCACGGUCCUCCCCUAAUCUUUCUCUUUCUGUUACCUGGCUCAGGGGCAGCAGCUUUGGCCUUGAAAAACCCAGAAACACCGAAACCAACACAAUGGGAAAGGAAAAGACGCACAUCAACAUCGUGGUCAUUGGCCAUGUCGACUCCGGAAAGUCCACUUCCACCGGCCAUCUGAUCUAUAAAUGCGGUGGAAUCGACAAGAGAACCAUCGAGAAGUUCGAGAAAGAAGCAGCUGAGAUGGGCAAAGGCUCUUUCAAAUACGCCUGGGUGCUGGACAAACUGAAGGCAGAGCGUGAGCGUGGUAUCACCAUUGACAUCGCCCUGUGGAAGUUUGAGACCAGCAAGUACUAUGUGACCAUCAUUGAUGCUCCUGGACACAGGGAUUUCAUCAAGAACAUGAUCACUGGAACCUCUCAGGCUGACUGCGCCGUGCUGAUCGUGGCUGCUGGUGUGGGUGAGUUUGAGGCCGGUAUCUCCAAGAAUGGACAGACCCGUGAGCACGCCCUGCUGGCCUUCACUCUGGGAGUGAAGCAGCUCAUCGUUGGUGUCAACAAGAUGGACUCCACCGAGCCCCCAUACAGCCAGGCCCGUUAUGAGGAAAUCACCAAAGAAGUCAGCGCUUACAUCAAGAAGAUCGGCUACAACCCCGCCACUGUCGCCUUUGUGCCCAUCUCUGGAUGGCACGGAGACAACAUGCUGGAGACCAGUGACAAAAUGUCCUGGUUCAAGGGAUGGAAGAUUGAGCGCAAAGAGGGCAAUGCCAGCGGUACCACCCUCCUGGAGGCCCUGGACGCCAUCCUGCCCCCCAGCCGCCCCACCGACAAGGCCCUCCGUCUGCCCCUGCAGGAUGUCUACAAAAUUGGAGGUAUCGGAACUGUCCCCGUGGGUCGUGUGGAGACUGGUGUCCUGAAGCCUGGCAUGGUCGUGACCUUUGCUCCCCCAAAUCUGACCACUGAGGUGAAGUCUGUGGAGAUGCACCACGAGUCUCUGCCCGAGGCUGUGCCUGGAGACAACGUCGGCUUCAACGUCAAGAACGUGUCCGUCAAGGAAAUCCGUCGUGGAAACGUGGCUGGUGACAGCAAGAACAACCCACCCAAGGCUGCUGCGAGCUUCAACGCUCAGGUUAUCAUCCUGAACCACCCUGGCCAGAUCAAUGCGGGAUAUGCCCCCGUCCUGGACUGCCACACUGCUCACAUCGCCUGCAAGUUCAUGGAGCUGAUUGAGAAGAUCGACCGUCGUUCUGGAAAGAAGCUUGAGGACAACCCCAAGUCCGUCAAGUCUGGAGAUGCCGCUAUCGUAAAGAUGAUUCCACAGAAGCCCAUGGUCGUGGAGCCCUUCUCAGAUUUCCCUCCCCUUGGUCGUUUUGCUGUCCGUGACAUGAGGCAGACCGUGGCUGUCGGUGUCAUCAAGCAGGUGGAGUGCAAGGAUGUGGCCGGCAAAGUGACCAAGGCUGCAGAAAAGGCCCAGAAGAAGAAAUGAAUGGUCGUGCAGGACCUCCACCAGACGGGAGCGGUGUGCCGGCAGCUGCAGGCCUCCCUUUCCCCUCACAUCACCCUUUUUCUUGGACCAUCUUCUCUGAGGCUGAGCUCUCAACUUAAGGACUGGCUUAUGCUGAUUAAAACCCAUCGUAAAAGUUUUCGCAGGAAAAAACUGCAGCAUUGUCAUUUAAAUCAAAGACGGUGCCUCUUCAUUUGAGUUUUAAGUUGGAAAUGGUUUAGAUCUUGAUGUUUAAAUACAACAUUUGAUUGGAAUAAAGCUGCUGGUAACUAAUAAAAUUAAAAUUCUUUGAAAAAAUUGA